CUAUCCGUACCGUCAUCGCAAUCACAGAAGCAUGCUUUUUGUGAGCGAUGUCCGUGUUUUAUUUCGUCGAACCUUAGCUUUGUCCCGCUGCCGCUAUAAAGUCCAGCCAAAGAACUUGAAAGGCAAAAGCAGGACAGCGCAGGACUGGCUGACAAGGCAGCUAAACGAUCCGUACGUAAAGAAAUCUCGCUACGACAAUUAUAGAGCCAGGAGUGCGUACAAGCUCCUCGAAAUCAACGAAAAGUUCAAGAUACUGAAACCGGGCCACGUAGUCGUUGAGUGCGGAGCCGCACCAGGGUCUUGGACGCAAGUAGUGGUUGAGCAAGUCAAUUCUGACGGGAAAAACGCUUGUGCACCCGUAGGAAAAGCCAUCGCACUCGAUAUAAUCAUUUUUGACCACGUUCCCGGAUCGACAAUCCUUUGUCCCGCCAAUUUUCUCCUGCCAGAGUCACAAGAACAGAUCUUGCACCACCUUGAUGGGAAACGCGCAGAUGUCGUCCUCAGUGACAUGGCACCCACUGCUUCAGGCAUCAAGGAACUUGACCACGAUAGCAUAAUCUCACUCGCAUAUUCUGCAUUCAUCUUCAGCAUUAAAGUACUUCAAGUUGGAGGCACAUUCCUCUGCAAAGUUUGGGACGGGGGUCGUACGCCAAAGCUUUCGGAAGACAUGAAGGCCUUUUUCAAUUAUGUCAGUUACGUCAAGCCGCACGCGAGUCGCAUGGAAUCUGCAGAGUUGUUCCUAUUGGGAAGAGAGUUCAAGGGUGCCGAGAAAGUGUGACGCCUCG
Messenger RNA from Ornithodoros turicata, 785 nucleotides. RefSeq names its product rRNA methyltransferase 2, mitochondrial-like (gene Mrm2). Gene Ontology annotation, cellular component: mitochondrion. The record is from RefSeq and is a predicted model, not a curated record. The transcript is spliced from 2 exons. Gene Ontology annotation, biological process: RNA methylation. The coding region runs from base 32 to 778 and encodes 248 amino acids. Gene Ontology annotation, molecular function: rRNA (uridine-2'-O-ribose)-methyltransferase activity. NCBI's taxonomy places the organism in Eukaryota, Metazoa, Arthropoda, Arachnida, Ixodida, Argasidae.